ACCCACUGCGUCACUUCACCCAAACCCCGCGCGCCGUCAUUAGAUAAAGAAGAAAUGGCAUAUCAGUCAAUGGAUAUUGUAGCAAAGGCGCUGGAGCAGCAAAUGCUGCAAUCAGCCCGGAUCGUCGAGGAGCAGCUAGAUACCGAGCUGGAAAAGCUGGAGCGUAUGGAUGAGGAUGAACUUGAGAUUCUUAGGGAAAGGAGGUUGGAGGCUCUUAAGAAAGCCCAGAAAGAGAAGCAGGAAUGGAUCUCUAAAGGCCAUGGUGACUAUAGAGAGAUCCCAAGUGAGAAAGAUUUCUUUGCUGAAGUUAAAGAAAGCAAGAAUGUGGUUUGCCAUUUCUACAGGGAUUCCACUUUCAGAUGUAAAAUCCUGGACAAACACUUGGGUAUCAUGGCGAAGAAGCAUUUAGAGACAAAGUUCAUCAAACUAAAUGCAGAGAAGGCUCCCUUCUUAACAGAAAGACUUAAAAUUAAAGUUAUUCCUACACUAGCUCUGGUGAAAGAUGGGAAGACUAAGGACUAUGUAGUAGGCUUCACCGAUCUAGGCAACACAGAUGAGUUCUCAACUGAAAUGCUGGAGUGGAGACUGGGCUGUUCAGAUAUCAUCACGUAUAGUGGAAAUCGCCUUGAGCCUCCUAUGCUUGCUCAGAAACCAGGGACAAAGUUCACCAAGCUGGAGAAAAAGACGAUCAGAGGGAAAGGAAAUGACACGGACUCUGGAUCUGAUGAUGAUUAGAAACCGUUUAUCAGGCCUUCAUACAGUCUUUAACUAACUAACUUGGUUUGUUUUUCUCUUCUUUGUAUAUUUCAGAUUUCUUUUCCAUUUUUCAUAUUAAACCAUGAUAAAUGCGUUUUGAAAAAAUUGCAUUCCAGACAGAAUAAUAAAAAAAAAACUAGCGUACAGAUCAGAAACAAUCAGCACAGAUUUAUGAAUUUGUAAAGCAGAUGUUUCUGGUGUUGUGGCAGUAGCAAUGCUCUGCUUAUUUCAAAGUGACUUUAUUUAAACAAAAAUUGAAAGGUUAAAAUUGGGUAUUAAGAAUAAAUAAAAUACAUGAUUUCAUAUUUAUGAUUAAUCCCAUUUGGAUCCUAGGUUGGUGUAGUUAAUUUAUUACUUUUAUGGGAAGAAAAUAACACAUUAAUUUCAGCUCUAGGGCUUCAAGAACAUCUCACAAGUGCCAAGGAUGCUACCAUCACUGUAAUCACUAUCAUUUGAUUCAAGUGAACAGAAACUUAAACUUUGCUUUAUUUAUUUUUUUAUAGCACAAAAUGAACACUCAUUAAACGAAACUCAAUUCA
Tachysurus vachellii is the source of this 1295-nucleotide messenger RNA. It is a transcript of the gene txndc9, whose product is annotated as thioredoxin domain containing 9. The record is from RefSeq and is a predicted model, not a curated record. Gene Ontology annotation, biological process: microtubule cytoskeleton organization. Gene Ontology annotation, cellular component: cytoplasm. The transcript has 5 exons. Lineage: Eukaryota; Metazoa; Chordata; Actinopteri; Siluriformes; Bagridae. Bases 55 to 735 code for a protein of 226 amino acids.